AUGCGGGUAUCUUAUGAUUUUAUUAUUAAUGAAAAACAAGCUAAUAAAGAAAAUGUUUUUGUAUGUUUACAGUAUGAAGGUUACGAAGAAGUCAAAAAUCAAAAUAAAGAAAUAGAUGAGUUAGAAAAUCAAGCGGCAAUAUCUGGUAAAAAAGUUGAUCGUCGUUUGCUGAACAAGAUGAUUGGUGAUAGAGAAUCAAUCUAUCAUAAACUUGCCAAGUUGAAAUCUUUAUACGGUUUAAUACCUAAAAUAUCCAAUUGA
Didymodactylos carnosus is the source of this 261-nucleotide messenger RNA. Lineage: Eukaryota; Metazoa; Rotifera; Eurotatoria; Philodinida; Philodinidae. The record is from the annotation of a GenBank genome assembly.